Trichoderma reesei QM6a is the source of this 979-nucleotide messenger RNA. RefSeq lists its product as uncharacterized. The record is from RefSeq and is a predicted model, not a curated record. NCBI's taxonomy places the organism in Eukaryota, Fungi, Ascomycota, Sordariomycetes, Hypocreales, Hypocreaceae. Gene Ontology annotation, molecular function: oxidoreductase activity. The transcript has a single exon. Bases 68 to 979 code for a protein of 303 amino acids.
GCAUACACUUACACAGCAUCUACUUGAACAGCUUCAGCACGCCUCUAUCUUUCAACUGCAACAAACAAUGGCCACCGUCUUGAAAAACGUUGCCCUCGUCGGCGCCAGCGGCAACGUCGGCAAGGUCGUCCUCCCCGCCCUCCUCGCCGCCAACAAAUUCACCGUCACCGUCCUCCGCCGCGCCUCCUCCUCCCCAUCCACGUUCCCGGACGGCGUCCGCGUCGUCGACGUCGACUUCAGCUCCGUCGAGUCCCUGACGGCCGCCCUUGCCGGCCAAGACGCCGUCGUGUCCACCGUCGGCAGCGCCGCCCUCAAGGACGAGCAAAAGAGGCUCAUUGACGCCGCCGUCGCCGCCGGCGUCAAGCGCUUCCUGCCCUCCGAGUUCGGCUGCGACCUGACCAAGGAGCUUCCCGCCAAGCUGCCCGUCUUCGCAGCCAAGGUCGAGAUCACGCGGUACCUCGAGGACAAGGCCAAGACGACGCCUCUCACGUACACGCUCGUCUACAGCGGGCCCUUCUUCGACUGGGGACUACAGUACAACUUCAUCUUCAAGAGUGCUGGAUCUAAGCCCGUGCUGUACGACGGCGGCAACACCGUCUUCAGCAGCUCGACGCUCGACGCCGUUGCCCAGGCCGUCGUCGGCGUCCUUCUCAAGCCGGAGGAGACCAAGAACCGGGCGGUGCGGUUCCAGAGCGUGGCCAUUUCGCAGAGGCAGCUGCUGGACAUUGCCAAGGAGGUUGCGCCCGAGAGGGACUGGCAGCCGGAGGUCGUCAAGCUGGAUGAUCUCACCAAGGCGGCUGAUGAGAGGCUGGCAAAGGGGCUCUUUGACCAGGAGACGUUUACGCCGUAUAUCCUGCGUGCUAUCAAUGACGAGCGGUACGAACCCAAGUUUGAGAAGCUGGACAAUGAGUUGUUGGGCAUCAAGCAGUUGACCCAGGAGGAGGUCAAGGCAAUUGUCAAGAAGACACUCAGCGACUAG